This is a messenger RNA of Cololabis saira (Pacific saury), 6352 nucleotides long. Its product is annotated as intersectin-2-like. The record is from RefSeq and is a predicted model, not a curated record. The coding region runs from base 192 to 5276 and encodes 1694 amino acids. NCBI's taxonomy places the organism in Eukaryota, Metazoa, Chordata, Actinopteri, Beloniformes, Belonidae. The transcript has 39 exons. Gene Ontology annotation, biological process: intracellular signal transduction; positive regulation of Rho protein signal transduction. Gene Ontology annotation, molecular function: calcium ion binding; protein binding; guanyl-nucleotide exchange factor activity.
GGUAAAUGCUUAGGAAAUCAUGAUAUUGCUUAAUAAAUCACGGCGAUAUGUAAUACACCCUCAAAACUAUUGGAGCUGAGGUUUUUUUUUGUUUUUUUUUCAAUGGUUAACCUGCCUCUAUCAAGAUGUCUCAGAGCUGGCCAGCUGAGUAGAGGACUGUCCUCUAAUCCCUGUGCUUUGCACCUGCAGCCAUGAAUGGUGGAGCCAGCGCGUGGGCCAUAACUGCAGAGGAGAGGGGGAAACAUGACAAGCAGUUUGACUCCCUCGCCCCAGUCCUGGGCUACGUCUCAGGAGAACAAGCGAGGAAAUUCUUUCUGCAGUCCGGCCUUCCUGCUUCUGUCUUGGCUGAGAUUUGGCACCUUGCAGACUUGGACGGUGAUGGGAAGAUGGACAGGUUGGAGUUUUCUAUCGCCAUGAAGCUCAUUAAACUCAGGCUGCAGGGGCGGAACCUGCCGUCUACCUUGCCCAUCAUCAUGAAGCAACUCCCUACUUCAAAUAGUAGUUCAGCCGUCCCUUCAUCAGCAAGAUUUGGGAUGGGAUCUCUGCCAAAUCUGUCCGUCGGUCUGUCCUCCAUGUCAGCCAUGUCCGUCAUGCCCAUCCUAACACCCACCCCAGCUAAUCCUCCUAUGUCCUCUGUGCAACCCCUGAUGCCAACUCCAAUGACUCUGCCCCUGAUCACGUCCCUCGGAAGCUGCAGGCUUCCCAACGGCAGCAUUAGUCUCCUCAGCCUGCCGCUCGGUCCCAACAACGCAGGGACCCCCCUCUCUGGCUUCUCCUCUCCUAUGGCUUUCUCUCCAUCCACGGGCAUGUCAAAGGCCAACUCUCUCCUGGACCUGGGAUCGAGCAGUUCAAAUUCUUCCUCCACCACGUCAUUGACCAGCAACUCUCCAAAGAUGGGUGCAGGCGACUGGGCCGUUCCUCAGGCCUCCAGACUCAAGUAUCGUCAGCAGUUCAACACACUAGACAAGCUCAUGAGUGGCUACUUGUCAGGACCUCAGGUCAGAAAUGCUCUGAUUGCAUCAAACCUGACCCAGACUCAACUAGCCACCAUCUGGAACCUGGCAGAUGUGAAUAAGGAUGGUCAGCUGCGGGCCGAUGAGUUUAUUCUGGCCAUGCACCUGGUGGACAUGGCUAAGACCGGCCGCCCGCUGCCUCUCACGUUGCCUCAAGACCUGGUUCCCCCCGCGCUCAGAGGAGGAAGUAAGCCCAGCGAGAAGCUUGUUAAUCUUGUUAACGGAACGGGACCCUACAUUACUCCUAGUUUAAUAGACACAACGGAGCUAGAACCUUCACCAAAGAGCAAGAACAGUGUGUCUUACGAAGACAAGCUGAAGGAGAACUUUGUACGCGGCAGCGCCGAGCUGGAGAAACGGCGGCUGGCUCUCGAGGAGGAACAGAGGAAGGAGAGGGAGAGGAGAGACAGGGAGGAGCGGGAUGCUCAGGAACGCAGGGAGAGGGAGGCCAGGGAGAUGGAGAACCGGAGGAGGCUGGAGGAGGAGAGGAGGUUGGAGAGGCAGAGAGAGGUGGAGAGACAAAGAGAGGAGGAGAGGCUGCGAGAGCUGGAGAGGAAGGAGGCAGCAAAGCAGGAGAUCGAGCGCCAGAGGAGGGAAGAGUGGGAGCGAGGCAAGAAGGAGGAGCUGGGAAGGAAGAAAGAGGGGGAGCAGGAUGAGAUCUGUCGACUCAGGGAGAAAAAGAAAAGCCUUGAGUUGGAGCUGGCAGCUGUGGGCAACAGGCACAAGCAGAUCUCAGACCGUCUCCGCGAUGCUCAGAGCAAGAGGCGGAUCCAGAAGGCAGAGGUGGACCUCGUCAAUCAGAGGAGAGAUGCACGCGUCGCUGAGAUCAACACACUGCAGCUUGAGUUCGAGGACUGGCAGAGGAAGCUGUCAGAGCUCGUUCCGGAGCAACAGCGACUGACUGAGAAGCUGCGAAAGAUUGGCCUCAACAAACUCUCCUCCGUGACGUUGACAUCCCUCACCGGGAGCGUGACGGAGAAGAGCGUGAACUGCCGCAGACUCAAGGACCAGCUUGACAUUCUGGAAAAGGAGACGACAGACAAACUGGCCCAGAUGGAGCAGUACAACAAAGAGCUUAAGGAGCUGAGGGAGAAGCAGGUGAAGCAGCAGGCCGUCCUGGACGACCUGCACAGAGUCAAAGAAGAGAAACUGAGGGAGCUGGAGAGGCGCAGGGAGGAGGAGAGAGAGAGGAGGAGAAGAGAGGAAGAGGAGGCAGCCAGACAGGCAAAGCUGGAGCAAGAGAAGAGAGAGCAGGAAAGAAGGGAGCAAGAGAGGAGGGAGAGGGAGGAAGAGGAGGCACGGCAGAGGAGGCUCCUGGAGGAGCAACGGGCCAGGCAGAGAGAGGAAGAGGAGAAGGAGGCGCAGGCUCGCCUCCGAGCAGCCCAGGAGAAAGCACAGGAAGAGGAGAGACGACGGAGAGAAGAGGAGGAGAGAAGGAAGAAGGAGCUGGAAGAGGAGAGGAAACUAAAAGAGGUGGAGGAGAAGAGGAAGAAAGAGGAGCAGGAAAGAGGAGGCGUGCAGCUGACCACAUUCAGGGCGCUGUACUCCUUCGCUGCUCGGAACGCAGACGAACUGAGUAUCGAUGCAGAUUGUCUCAUUGAGGUCGAUGAGCACACCCUCGGUGAGCCUGGCUGGUUCUGUGGGAAUUACCGUGGGAAAAGGGGCUGGUUCCCCCAGAGUUAUGCAGAGAAAUGUCCCACACCCUCCACCUCUGAGGCUGCACCUUCUGCGCCUGGACGGAUGUCCCACCCUCCACCAUCAAUAAACAUAAGUGACCCAGGCAUGAAUAAAGUGGACGACGGCCCUAUUCCUUCUCAUUUGGAUGCUUCACAGUCUGCGGUCACUCUGCUCGCUCGGGCCGUCUCCUCCUGGUCUGCCACUUCAGAACCUCGCCCCAACCUCUCUUCAGACGCCGACGGUGUGACGUUGAGCUUCUCGCAGGGCGACGUCAUCGCUGUGCUGCAGCAGAGGAGCGACUGGUGGUUGGGGCAGCUGAACGGAACGCAGGGAUGGUUCCCCAAAAGUUAUGUCACUUUGGAGUCAAGUGGGAGUACAGAUGUGGAUGCACUGGACUCUUCUGACUUUAUUCCAUUGGAAGAGUAUGUGGCCCUGUACACGUACGAGAGCCCAGAGGCGGGGGACCUGACGUUUGUUGAGGGGGAUGUUGUCAUGGUGACGGAUAGAGAAGGGGAGUGGUGGCGAGGAUGCAUUGGGGACAAGGCGGGAGUGUUUCCAUCCAACUAUGUGCGACCUGUCGAGCCAGAAGUAUCAAAGACUGGAGCUCCAGCCAAGAAACCUGAGAUUGCUCAAGCCGUCACCACCGCAGAGCCCCAAACAGCCCAUCAGCUGCGUUUGUCUCCAGGGCAACUGAUUGUUGUGAAGGCCAAGAACUCCACCGGCUGGUGGCUGGGGGAACUGCAGGCUCGGGGGAAAAAGCGGCAGAGAGGGUGGUUUCAUUCCUCUCAUGUCAAGCUCCUGGGUCCCUCCAGCAGCAAGUCCUCCCCCUCGCCUCUGCCAGUGUGCCAAGUUAUCGCAAUGUAUGACUACACUGCUGCCAAUCAGGAUGAGCUGAGCUUCUCCAAGGGGCAGCUGAUCAACAUCCUCGACAAGACCAACCCCGACUGGUGGAAAGGAGACGCUAACGGCGUCACAGGGCUGCUGCCCACCAAUUAUGUCAAGAUGACAACAGAAUCAGACCCCAGCCAGCAAUGUUCAGUAGAUUCCUUAUCCGUAUCAGAGCUCGGAGGUGCUCAUGGGUGUGCUGACCUGAUGACGCUGGACACGAUGACCCCUCAGGAGAGGAAGCGGCAGGGAUACAUUCAUGAGCUCAUCCAGACUGAGGAGACCUACGUGGAUGAUCUAGAGCUGGUGCUAGAGGUGUUCCACAAGCCCAUGGCUGAGUCAGGUCGUCUGACGGAAGCUGAGAUGGCUGUGAUCUUUGUCAACUGGAGGGAGCUGAUUGUCUGCAACACUAAACUGCUGAAGGCCUUGCGUGUACGUAAAAAGAGCGGCGGAGAUAACAUGCCUGUUCAGCUGAUCGGAGACCUGCUGGCGUCAGAGCUCGCGCACAUGCAGCCGUACAUUCGCUUCUGCUCCUGCCAGCUGAACGCUGCGGCCCUGCUGCAGAGCAGAACCCACGACCAGCCAGACUUUAAAGAGUUCCUCAAGAAGAUAGCCACUAAUUACCGGUGUAAAGGAAUGCCACUGUCCAGUUUCCUCCUCAAGCCCAUGCAGAGGAUAACUCGCUACCCUCUGCUCAUAAAGAACAUCUUGGAGCACACCCCAGACGGCCAUGCAGACCGCGAGCCCCUGCGGGCGGCUCUGGAGCGAGCUGAGGAGUUGUGCUCUCAAGUGAACGAGGGGGUCAGAGAGAAGGAGAACUCGGACCGUCUUGAAUGGAUACAGAACCAUGUCCAGUGCGAGGGGCCUAUAGAGCACUUGGCCCUCAACUCGUUGACUAAUUGCCUUGGGCCGCGAAAGUUGCUCCACAGUGGUCGAUUGUACAAAACAAAAAGCAGCAGAGAGCUCUGGGCUUUCCUCUUCAAUGAUUUCCUGCUCUUCACACACAGUGCCAAGCCUUUCUCCUCUUCGGGAUCAGACAAGUUAUUCAGCCCUAAAACCAGCAUACAGCUGAAGAUGUACAAAACGCCACUGUUUCUGAAUGAGGUUUUGGUCAAAAUGCCGCCGGACCCGUCCAGCGACGAGCCGGUCUUCCAUGUGUCGCACAUCGAUCGUGUCUACACACUCAAAACCGAAACUCUGAGUGAGAGGACAGCGUGGGUUCAGAAGAUUAAAUCUGCAUCCGAACAUUUUAUAGAGACAGAGAAGAAAAAGAGAGAGAAAGCAUACCAAGCUCGUUCUCUAAAGAGCAGUGGAAUCGGUCGAUUGCUGGUAACUGUCAUCGAGGCCCAAGAACUUAAGGCCUGCAAGCCCAACGGUAAAAGUAAUCCUUAUUGUGAGCUGACGAUGGGAGCUCAGUGCUACACAUCCCGGCCCAUCAGCGACAAUCUGAACCCCAAGUGGAACUUCAACUGCCAGUUUUUCAUCAAAGACCUCUACCAGGAUGUGCUGUGCAUCACUGUGUUCGAGAAGGAUCAGUUCUCACCAGAUGAUUUCCUGGGUCGCACUGAGGUUCCUGUGGCAACUAUAAAGAAAGACAUGGAGAACAAAGGAGCGGCUAACCGUCGACUGCUACUGCAUGAAGUCCCCACUGGUGAAGUGUGGGUCAAGCUAGACCUACAGCUCUAUGAGCCAACCAAAUAAGCACCAUCAUGCAUCAGGACCUACUUAUACAGAAAUGGAAGAUACACACGGCACGAGUACUCGUUUAUCCCGUUUGAUUCUAUAAUGCAACAGAAAAUUAUCUGGAUUUUACUGGCCCUACCGUGGUCCGACUUUUUAAUUGACCUCAAGCGAUCGGAAAUGUGAAGAUAUUUUCUUAAUUAUCACUGGAGUGGAGUCUUUUAAAAAAAAUCCCCUUUUUAUGGAAAUAAUUUUGCCCAAUGGUUAAGAUUUAAAGAAUUCAUGUGAAAACGGUGUUUUACAGAUAAUGGAGGAUUAAAUGUACAUGAUAAAUGUAUAGUUAUAUUCAGUCUCGCAGUGCCACACAUAUCUGUGUGUUAUAACUGUUGCAAAUUACUUUAAAUUGUCAUCUGGCAUAGUAACCCUAUGGUAUAACCAUGGGGUUUCAUCAUAGAUACGCCAUUGAAUCCUGAAAAUGGUAUGAAUAAAAUGUAUAUACAGUAAAUUUUUUUCUGGUUUCCUGAUGUCUUACACAAUGGCUUUAGAUCUGGUACUGAUGAAACUGGAAACGUGAGGAAGAUGUGGCUUUGUUUUAUUCUGGUUUAGACAAUAGGUGCUGUGAACUUGAUGUUUGCGGGCAGCGUCUGCGUGUGGAGAACCAGCAGCUGGUCUGAUGGCAUCUUCCAUCUGAUUCGGUUCUUCCACAGCGUAGUAUGUACUCCAGUCUAGAUGAGACACAAUUAAAACGUGUUGCUGUAAUUCUGAAGGUUUGUGUGCUGCAGCUGUAUCACUUAGCCACCGUGACUACAACAGAGGAAAAAAGGUGAUUGAAAAUAACAUUCAAAUUUUGCAGUACCUCCCAGGAUGCUUUUGUUGAGGCUCAGAAAGGCACUGAAAGUUUUAUGGGUGGAAAUACUGGAGGUUUAGAUGAAGCCUCUGGACGUUGAGACAGCACAGACUUUCUGAGAGGGUGACGAUUUUCAGGUAGUUUCUGUACUUUACUUCUUGUGCUUUUACAUCCUACAAAACAGAAAAGUGGUCAAUAAAUGAGUAAACAUGCUCUUGAACACAUUUGAACCGAUUAUGUCCAUAAGCUU